Ziziphus jujuba (common jujube) is the source of this 2434-nucleotide messenger RNA. RefSeq names its product protein OBERON 1. The record is from RefSeq and is a predicted model, not a curated record. Lineage: Eukaryota; Viridiplantae; Streptophyta; Magnoliopsida; Rosales; Rhamnaceae. The coding region runs from base 545 to 1987 and encodes 480 amino acids. The transcript has 6 exons.
AUUGCCAAUUUUCAUUAUUUUUUUGCUAACCCUUUUCUUUCUUUUAUGAUGAUUCAACCCCUCCCUUUCUAAAACUUUGUCCCUUUUUCUCCGCCUGCUUCUCUCACCGUCGUUGACGCAUCCACGAGCUCCGGCACCGGCCAAGGCCACUGCCCUCCGGCCCAUCAGAUUUUACGGUUCUCACUCUGAGUCCCUGCUUUUCUUCUUUUUUCUCGUCCCCCUUUCCUAAAAAACGACACCGUACUCCUCCACUUCUUCUUUUUCGACUUCCCCUCUCUUUCCCUUCCUCGCCGGUGAAUCUCUCUAUACAAACACAACGCAGAUCAUACUGCGAGUGGAGGAGGGCCAAAAGGUCAUUUCAGUGGACUGCUGGUUCUCUCUCUCUCUUUCCUUCCGCCGUGAGCUUUCCAAGGUGCGAAAACGGUGAUUCACGAAUUUGAAGAACCUUCUCGUUUUCGUGUUAAAUCAGAUCAACUUCAUUUUCUCUAAUGAUAUUGAAAUGGCACUGGGAACAAUACACUAGCCUCGGUUGAUAAAGAACUUCAUGGGGACUGAGAUUUCUAACAAAAGUAAGGGUGACUCAGAAAGGGUUAAGGAAAAUGGCCUUACUCUAAAGCCGGUACCGCCUGAUGGCUAUGGUGUGGGUUUGCCAUAUGCUCCUGAGAAUUGGCCCAAUCCUGGUGAUAAUUGGAGUUGGAGAGUGGCGAAAAGAGUUGCCAUAACUGGACACUAUCUGGAUAGGUACCUAUAUCUUCCAAAGAGACUAUGCCGUGGUGAGAAUAAAUCAGGGAAGAAAUAUGGUGGUUUUGCUAGCAAGCUUUCAGUUGAACGCUAUAUCCGAACAGCAUUUCCUGAAACAGACAUAAAUGCAUUUUUUGCAUCAUUCAGCUGGAGGAUCCCAGCGAAGAAAUCAUCCCUUAGAAAUGGUGGUCAUGCAGCAAGCCAUGAAAUAAUUCCUCUUCCUCCUGCAGAAAACGGAGAACAGUCUGUGGAUGUUGGGGGUUGUAAGGCUGGAAAUAAGAUGUGCAGCAGUUUGGUGGAACAAACAGAAAAGCCAAUAUCAGCAGUCAUGCCUUGCGAUAUUUGCUGUAGUGAACCUCGGUUCUGCCGUGAUUGUUGUUGCAUUCUCUGUUCCAAGACCAUAAAAUCUACCUUUGGAGGCUACCAUUACAUUAAAUGUGAAGCUGAAGUGGGAGACGGUUAUAUUUGUGGGCAUAUUGCACACAUUGACUGUGCCUUACGAACUUAUAUGGCUGGGACAGUAGGAGGAAGCAUUGGGUUGGAUGCUGAAUACUAUUGCCGGCGUUGUGAUGCAAGGACAGAUCUGGUCUCACAUGUCACUAGGUUUUUGCAUACAUGUGAAUCCAUGGAUUCUCGAGAUGAAAUUGAAAAGAUUCUAAACAUUGGUAUCUGCCUUUUGCGGGGUUCACAGAAAGCUAGUGCAAAGGAACUGCAGAACUAUAUUGAGCUUGUCACAGCAAAGCUUAAAUAUGGAACUUGUCUUGAAGAUAUUUGGAAGGUGGAAGACCAAUUGUUAACUCGUAGAACUGAAGUCUCUUACAAUGGGGAUGCUUCACCGGAAAUAACGAACUUCCAAGACUCUCCAGAUAUUGGAACAUGCCUGCCAGUUGUGUCUGUAUCUUCUGAUUGUCAAACUGAAUCAAUGAAACUUGAUGAAGAGAUAGAUCAGGUUUUGGAGGCACUAAGAAAAUCACAAGAGUUUGAAUAUAAAUUAGCAGAGGAAAGACUUUAUGCACAGAAGAAGUAUCUUUGUGAUCUGUACCAGCAACUCGAGAAAGAGAAGACUGGACUGACACGUCAUGUAUCAUCAACUAACCAUGAUGACUUACUGAGUGCUGUCUUAAGCAGAGUGAAUCAAAUCAAGCAGGAAGUUGCUAAACUCAAGGUCAUGGAAGAAGUCGCCAAGGGAUUUGGAAAAACUUCUAAAAGUAUCCUAGAGGAGCACUAUGGAUUGGAAAGCGACUGAGUGAAGCGAACCUUUGGGCAAUUAUGAUGAUUAAGAUGAUCAUUUGUGCAUCAAAUUUUGGUCUAAACUGCCUUCUCCAUGGUAUAAUUUUCAAGCAAAUUCCCUGUCAUGCUUGUCUGAGGUAUCUUACACAUGAUGUAAGAUUUGCUUGAGCGUCAUAAGGAAAUUUGGUGCUCUGAAAAACCGAGGGAUGAAAAUCUCGUCUGAAAGACCUUUCAGACCAUAACGCUUUCAUGGUUUUAACUUUUCUUUUUUUUUUUUCUUUUUUUAGUUGGAAACAGAGUGGAUCGAAUAUUAUAUCAAAAGCCAUUCGCAAUUGACAGCGACGAGGAUGUAGAAAUACUCUGCAAAUCAAUGGGUAUGAAUGGAAAAUCAACGGAUAUGGGUGAGUUUGGAAAAUUAGGAAAAUUACUCAAUGUUGUUUGAAUGUAUGCGUAGUCUAUUUCA